Molecule: messenger RNA, 772 nt
Organism: Trichosurus vulpecula (common brushtail)
Lineage: Eukaryota; Metazoa; Chordata; Mammalia; Diprotodontia; Phalangeridae
Gene: CAPNS2
Product: calpain small subunit 2
Exons: 1
Coding region: 1-741 (246 amino acids)
Molecular function (GO): calcium ion binding
Source: RefSeq, a predicted model, not a curated record
AUGUUUCUUGCAAAGGCAUUUCUGGAAGGGGCAGAUAAAGGAGGUCUUGGAGAAGCACUUGGAGGCCUCUUUGGUGGAGGAGGGCAAAGAGGAGGAGGAAAUAUUGGAGGUAUUGUUGGGGGAAUUGUAAACUUCAUCAGUGAGGCUGCAGCAGCUAAGUAUACACCGGAACCACCACCCCCUUACCAGCACUUUGCAAAUGUUGAAGCCAGUGAAAGUGAUGAAGUUAGACAAUUUCGUAAAAUCUUUUAUCAGCUGGCUGGAGAUGACAUGGAAGUGAGUGCCACUGACCUAAUGAACAUUCUCAACAAGAUUAUUUCCAAGCACAAAGAACUGAAUUCAGAAGGCUUUAGCCUUGACACUUGCCGGAGCAUUGUAGCUGUCAUGGAUAGUGAUGCGACAGGAAAACUAGGAUUUGAGGAAUUUAAGUACCUGUGGAACAACAUCAAGAAAUGGCAAUGUGUUUACAAGAAGUAUAACACUGACCAUGCCCCUUCUCUUGGGAGAAUGCAGCUAAAGGAAGCUAUUCAGGCAGCAGGCUUCCAGCUAAAUGAGCAACUUUACCAAAUGAUUAUCCUUAGAUAUACUGAAGAAGAUGGAAGCAUGGAUUUUAACAACUUCAUUAGCUGCCUGGUACGUCUAGAUGCUAUGUUUCGUGCCUUCAAGUCACUAGAUGGAGAUCGAGAUGGACUAGUUCAAGUAAAUAUUCAAGAAUGGCUGGAACUGACUAUGUAUUCCUGAAAUAAAUGCUGAGAAGACACAGUCCUGCCUU